Messenger RNA from Dibothriocephalus latus, 297 nucleotides. The record is from the annotation of a GenBank genome assembly. Lineage: Eukaryota; Metazoa; Platyhelminthes; Cestoda; Diphyllobothriidea; Diphyllobothriidae.
GGACCGAAGAGGACUGACGAAGUGGAUGCAAUGCCCCCAAAAGUGAACUAUGCCACUGAUGCUACUACGCCUGCACUUGCGACGCCAUGCUACGACUUUAUCGAUAUAGCUAAUCUCGCUCCCUCCAAUCCGGCCUGCGCAUGGUGUGACAGUCAUGACUACCUUCAUCAGCUCGAUUUGCCCGCCUACCUCAUUUCGCCAUGCUACCAUUGUCGCGAAAGCCUGGCACGAGAGGCCAAGAUUUCACCUGAAGACCUGCUCGAUUUGCACCUCCAGUAUGGACCAAAAUUCGCGUAA